UCCGCUUCCGACCUGUCGCGCAGUUCCGCCAUGGCUGCGGAGGAAGCGAGUCGUAGUUCUCCUAGGUCUCGGCGGGAGCCGAAGGGGCGCGCCCCGCGGCAAGACAAGUAUUCGGUGCUUUUGCCCACUUACAACGAGCGCGAGAACCUACCGCUCAUCGUGUGGCUGCUGGUGAAGAGCUUCUCCGAGAGUGGCUUCAACUAUGAAAUUAUAAUCAUAGAUGAUGGAAGCCCAGAUGGAACAAGGGACGUUGCUGAACAGUUGGAGAAGAUCUAUGGGUCAGACAGAAUUCUUCUAAGGCCACGGGAGAAAAAGUUGGGACUAGGAACUGCAUAUAUUCACGGGAUGAAACAUGCCACAGGCAACUACAUAAUCAUCAUGGAUGCUGACCUCUCACACCAUCCAAAAUUUAUUCCUGAAUUCAUUAGGAAGCAAAAGGAGGGUAAUUUUGACAUUGUCUCUGGAACUCGCUACAAAGGAAAUGGUGGUGUGUAUGGCUGGGACUUGAAAAGAAAAAUAAUCAGCUUGAGGGUCAGCUGUGCUGGAAGCUCCCAGACGGCCUCAUUCACGUGUUUAGCAGUUGGUGCUGGUUGUUGACUGGGCCCACCUCAGUUCUCCUGCAUGUAGCCGCUCGCCUGGAAAGCUGCAUCAGCUGCUUUACAUGGCCUAAGGACGCCACCCAGAAGCACCACAGCUGCAGCUGCAAGCACUCUGAGUCGUGAGCUCUGGGGCUGACACCACUUUAAAUUUUGGUCAAAGCAAGCUUGUAAUCAAGGGAUGGGGAAAUAGAAUCCCCCUCUUGAUGGGAAGACCCACAAAGAAUUUUUGACCACAUUUGGUCUAUCUCACCUAGGUUGUUGGAGAGAGAUGUUUCUAUCUCUAAAAGAUCUACCUAGCUUAUUGCUUUUUGUGUAACAACAUAACUUUAUAUAAAUUCUUACUAAUAGUACUUUUUAUCACUCAUUCCUAUCAAAGGUUCUGUUAGGUUCAAUUUUGCCUCUUAACUGUGAAACUUAAAACAUGUAAAAAGCCUCAAUCUUCAGUGAAAUGAAGGGGUUAGAAAAAUGAGCAGUUUUCAUUCCUUCUGAGGAUUGGAGUCAUGCAGGAGGAGAUUAUACACAUCUGCUCCCUGUUCAUCCUCCCUUCCUUUCUUGUGUGUACACACAUUGGAGACCAUUUGAAUGGAUCUCCAGGGAUGGUGCAAAAGCUUCAGUAUUUUUGACAGGUUCCCAGAGGAUUCUGUUGUGCACCCAUGGUUGAGACCAACAAGUCAGUGAUCUCUCGGGCCUCUCUGAAUUUGGUCAUUAAAACUAUUAUUUAAAAUCAGGGAGUCCCAGUGAGAGACAGUUUACAACCUUCGGUUGGAUCAUUUAGUUGUAUUGAGUUGUAUCCAUCAUGGCUUCUUAAUGUCUGCACUGACUUUAUAGUAAAAACGGCUUAGAAAGAUUAUGUAUCACUUGCUCAAGGUCUCAUUUUUAUAGUCCAGAACCGGAAUUUGAACCCAAGUCUGUGACUCUUGCUGUAUUUUGAUUAUUGUUGUUCAGUCAUGUCCAACUCUUUGGGACGCCAUGGACUGCAGCAUUUUGGUUAAAGACCCCAAUUUUAAAAUGCAUUACCUUUUAUAGAUGUAUAAUGUAUAUAUACAUACGCAUGCACACAUACACAUAAAUACAUAUACUCUCACAUUCCUUGGGUCAGACUCAUUUUGUGGGAUAAACUAUGUCUUGGAAUUUUUUUGUAACGAUUAGAAUCAAAUUGCCGGGGCAGCGGGGUAUGUUUUUGUUAGCCAUUAUCCCAACUAGAUCCCUAGCCGUGAAUUUUAUAUGAAAUAGGCUCUUCUGAGCAGUGCCUUGGUGGUUCUCCUGGCCUUGGAGAGAAACUUUUUUGCACGCUGCUUCCCUGCCACCUUCCUCCCUCCAGAACAACUAGUUUUCUGAAUCUGAGCACACUAAAAUAGCCGCAGUGCCAGUCAUUUUUUCCAACAUCUUUUUGAAAUGUUAAUAAUAGCUAUUAGUCAGUAAUAGCUUAUAAUUGAUUUGAUACAUAGUUGUGCUUGAAGCACAGACCCUAAAGUCAUUGUUAGGGGCUGAAUGUUUCCGAAUUCAUGUGUGCCUUACCCUGGGAGUGUUGGUGUUGGGAAAUGGGGUUUGGGGGAGGUAAUUAGGUUUAGAUGAGGUCCUGAAUGUGGGGCACUAUUUGGUGGAAUUAGGGCCCUUUCAAGAAGAAACCGGGAAAGCUUGGCCUUCCCUACCCCCACCCUGAGCUCCUACACCCUCCACGUGAGCACACACCAGGAAGGCACCAUUUGGAGGCUGGGAACAGGAUCCUCACCAGGAACCAAGUUUACAGCACCUUUAUCUUGGACUUUUCUGC
Messenger RNA from Cervus elaphus (red deer), 2373 nucleotides. It is a transcript of the gene DPM1, whose product is annotated as dolichyl-phosphate mannosyltransferase subunit 1, catalytic. Lineage: Eukaryota; Metazoa; Chordata; Mammalia; Artiodactyla; Cervidae. Gene Ontology annotation, molecular function: dolichyl-phosphate beta-D-mannosyltransferase activity. The transcript has 7 exons. Gene Ontology annotation, cellular component: endoplasmic reticulum membrane. The coding region runs from base 31 to 597 and encodes 188 amino acids. Gene Ontology annotation, biological process: protein O-linked glycosylation via mannose; GPI anchor biosynthetic process. The record is from RefSeq and is a predicted model, not a curated record.